This is a messenger RNA of Suillus subalutaceus, 243 nucleotides long. Its product is annotated as glycoside hydrolase superfamily. The record is from RefSeq and is a predicted model, not a curated record. The transcript has 3 exons. The annotation marks the transcript as partial. Lineage: Eukaryota; Fungi; Basidiomycota; Agaricomycetes; Boletales; Suillaceae. Gene Ontology annotation, biological process: carbohydrate metabolic process. Gene Ontology annotation, molecular function: beta-glucosidase activity.
GUUAAUCCUAAGGGUAUAGCCUUCUACUCCAAUUUCAUCAAUGCACUGCUGGAACAUGACAUAAUCCCAUUUGUUACUCUAUACCACUGGGACCUUCCCCAGGCCCUGCAUGACAGAUAUGGCGGGUGGUUAAACAAGGACGAGAUUGUUCAGGACUAUGUCCGCUAUGCUAAGGCGAGUUGUCCUGUCUGCUUCCAGGCUUUCGGAGACCGAGUCAAGCACUGGUGUGUACUCCACAGUAAU